Molecule: messenger RNA, 2757 nt
Organism: Bicyclus anynana (squinting bush brown)
Lineage: Eukaryota; Metazoa; Arthropoda; Insecta; Lepidoptera; Nymphalidae
Product: neutral ceramidase-like
Exons: 14
Coding region: 1-2196 (731 amino acids)
Biological process (GO): ceramide catabolic process; sphingosine biosynthetic process; long-chain fatty acid biosynthetic process
Cellular component (GO): extracellular region
Molecular function (GO): N-acylsphingosine amidohydrolase activity
Source: RefSeq, a predicted model, not a curated record
AUGACAAUCUCGCUGGUGGGUAAGCUCGUCAUGAUCGUCCUCUGCUUGGGAGUGAUCGGCGGCAUGACGGCCCUCAUAGUGAUCUACAUCCAGGACAUCAAUGACAACGUUACCACUACCACCAGCACCAGCACCACCACCGCCGCCCCUACCACGGACCCCUCUGUGAAUGAUCAGUUCCACGUUGGGGUCGGAAUAGCGGAUAUGACUGGACCGUGUGUGGAGAUAACCUUUAUGGGUUACGCCGAGGUAGGUCAGACGGGGCGCGGGCUGCACACGCGCCAGUACUCCCGAGCGUUCAUCUUCGUCAGAGGAGACACGCGGCUGGUGCUGGUUACUGCUGAUGUGCAAUCAGUGGGCAUCGCAGUGCGGCGGCAGGUGGUCGAAAAUCUCCAGCGGCUGUACGGAGACACGUACAGCCUACGCAACGUGAUCCUGACCGGCACACACACGCACAGCGGGCCCGGGGGACAUCUGGUUCACUUUCUCCUGGACGUCUCCAUACUCGGCUUUUCCAGGGAAACUUACAACGCAUACGUUGAUGGAAUAACUCGGAGUAUAGUGAGAGCGCACGACAACGUCGUACCAGCGCGCCUUUACUUUACUCGCACGCAAGUUCCGGACGCCCAGUACAACCGUUCUCCGUUCUCAUAUAACCAGAAUCCUGCUGAGGAACGAGAAAGGUACGCAAGAAAUGUAGACGAUGAAUUAACACAAGUCCGUAUAGAAAAGACUGAUGGAAGUCUACACGGAGUGAUGACCUGGUUCGGAGUACAUACCACGAGCAUGAACAUGACUAACCGACUUGUAUCGUCGGAUAAUCUUGGAUACGCUGCUUAUCGUAUGGAGAAACACCUCAAUCCUGGAAGAAUAGCUGGAAACCCUACCGUUGUGGCUGGUUUCUUUAUUUCAAUCCUGGGUGAUAUAUCACCCAACCUGCGAGGUGCAAGGUGCGAGUUCUCUGGCAACGAGUGUGACAACCAGUUCCUGUUGUGUGCUGCCUUAGAACGGUGCUUCGCUAAAGGUCCUGGGAAUGAUAUGUUUGAGAGCACCAGGAUUAUUGGAGAGAGAGUGUAUUUAGGAGCUUUGGAUGCUCUUCAUAAACCAGGAGUUGAGUUGGACGGAGAACUUGCAGUCAUACAUCAGUUUGUAGAUAUGCCGCAAGAAGCUGUGCCAAGAUACGAUCCUUUGCUUCAAAACUUCAAUGCGAGUGACACGGUGCAAGGAUGUGUACCAGCUAUGGGCUAUAGUUUUGCAUCGGGUACUAUCGACGGAGCUAAUGUUUUGAACAUUACUCAGGGUACAAUCCAAGGUAAUCCACUGUUAGACGCUAUUGCUGGCGUCGUAGCUGAACCUACGCCUGAGGACAUAGAGUGUCACGCUCCGAAACCCAUAUUACUUGCUACAGGCAGAGCAAAUUUUCCUCUGCCAUGGCAUCCUCAAAUAGCCUCGAUAAGUCUCAUCUGGUUGGGAGGUUUCGCGAUAUUAGGAGUGCCAGGAGAGCCCACCACGAUGGCGGGGAGACGGAUGAAGGACGUGGUGGGGAAAGUGAUGGAGCAACGAGGACUGGAGCCGCGGGUCGCGGUGUCAUCUCUCACCAACGAGUAUAUACAUUAUGUCUGCACUUUUGAAGAGUACCAGGUACAACGCUAUGAAGCAGCAUCAACGAUUUACGGUCCUCAUACUUUGGACAUAUUCCUGAGUAAAUUCCAAGAGUUCACAGUCGCUGCCAUAGACGGUACCAAUGUUCCAGCAGGUCCUGAACCGAACGACUAUGUGAACAGCACCAUCACCCUGAUCGUGCCGGUGAUGCUGGAUACGUCAGCUAUAGGUUCAAGCUUCGGGGAUGUGAUUGAAGAACCUCCAGAAAUCGUUAACAGAGGUGACACCGUUAGAGCAGUCUUUGUUGGCGCCAACCCCAGGAACGAUUUGCGCCAGGAGUCCAGUUAUCUGUUGGUGGAGAGACUGGAGCUCGGCCACUGGAUCACUGUCGCUACUGACGCGGACUGGGAGACGAGGUUUCUCUGGGAGCGAGAGCCGGAGUCGAAUACCGCGAGUAGAGUGACCAUAGAGUGGAACGUGCCGAGCGACGCCAUCUCCGCGCAGCACCGCGUGGUGUAUCGCGGCGCUUCGAGGCUUGUGGGCGGACGAUUGGUCCAGUUCGAGGGGGUUUCUAGACACUUUAGGAUACGAUAAUUUGUAGACUAUACUAGCAGAUGCCACUUGCUCCGCGUGCUCUGUUUUCGAACUUUAAGUAUCUGUAAUCAUAAGAUGUGCACCAUCCCGAGACAAGAGAAAGAUAAAUCUACGAACAGCGGCACAGUAAUAAGCCUACCAACAGCGGCACAGUAGGUACGAAAAAUCGCUCUUUCAUUGCGUUGAGGCGAAACUUUUGUUGUGUUCGAGAUUUGAUUUUACUCGUUACUGAAUAUGUUGUUGAUGCAUGCUACGAGUGGGCCUACAUGCUGGAGGACAUUCGUCGUGGCGAAUUUCUGGGCCCUGCCAAUGUCGGAGUGUCAAGUGACUAAAACAUAUGUAUAGAAAUUACACAGAAAUUUGCCACUGCGAAUUAUUUUCGUGGCCCAGGUAGGUACUUAAAAGGGGGAACAAUUCCAUCAUUUAUUCUUUUUGCCCUUAACACACCGUAACAGAAGUUAUUUUUCCCAUUUUUGAGACAUUUUUCAUUGACACCCUGCAAAGAUUAGUCGCAGAGUUUUGGUAUUCUUAUUUGUAUGGUGAUUAAGUUAUUUAUAAAAA